Porites evermanni is the source of this 17969-nucleotide messenger RNA. Lineage: Eukaryota; Metazoa; Cnidaria; Anthozoa; Scleractinia; Poritidae. The record is from the annotation of a GenBank genome assembly.
AUGGCGGCGAAUAAAAUGGUGAACGGUAUUGCCAGUCAAGCUGCGGAAGCGAAAAAAAGAAUGACUAAGGAGGACGAUGAAGGGUACGGUGACUUUCUAAGUUUGUCAAUAUUACGUGCCAAAUUCGCGAAAUUUAUACGCGAAAAUAAUUUUAAAUUUAUUUGCAGCGCCGCGCGAAGGGGUAUGAAAUUUCCAGGUUGUAAAACCUGAGUUUUCCCGCUGUGUUUUAGCGUGUGUUUAAUUUUUUGUGAAUGUGUACUGUGGUUAUACGGUUCAUACACUUUUAUAUAUGUAUUCGAAAGUUGUUUGAGAUGCUUGUCGCGUCCGUGUGUCUCGCUGGUUGCUAAACUUCCCUUUAUUGUUUUUAUUUCACAGCAAGCUCUUUGUGGGCGGACUUAGCUAUGAAACUACGAAAGGUGACUUGAUGUUUCUUCUUUAAUUUUUCCCUACUUUUGAUCAAAUGUACAAAGUUUUAAAUUUAUGUAGAAUGUCCCUGGGAAGCCAGCUGUGUUAAAAUACGACGUUUUAUUCCUUUCAAUUUCAGAAACGUUGACGGACUAUUUUAACAAUUUUGGUGAAGUUAUUGGCGUGGAAAUUAAAAUGGAUGCGUUAACUGGUCGUUCAAGGUUUGUUCGCCGUUUGUACCUCUGUUGUACUGGGUCGCCAAGUCUUCAACUAAAUUAACCACCGAAAAUAUACUCGUAAUAUUUGUUCUCGACAAUAUAUUCUUUUGUACUCUUUUCCACGUGCGCGGCUGUCUCAAGGGUACAUUUAUAAUGAAUGGGAAAAAUCAGCUCUGGUUUUCACACCAUCGUGUGACAAAACACGCUGCUUUAUUGAGUAACUAUUAAACGUUCUUAACGCCUCCGGAGAAUGAAUGUUACGAGUUUUGUCGACCGAGGAAAAUUAAGAAGUUGAUCCUAUAAAGUCACGCGAAGGGAGUCCGUAUUGAAAGAUACACGCUGGUUUGUUGUCAUCUCUCAAACAAUUCAAGUAAAAAGAACAUUCUCAUAACAGACCACCAGUGUCUCUUUCUCACUUUAAAUACCCCCCUGUAGCGAGCCAUUUUCGCGGUCAGUUCUUCGUGUAAACACGUACAUGCGUUUAAGCACGCCAUUACUGGUCGACAUAUAACGAAAGACGAUCAGCGUGCAAUUUGAGGCGCCGGAUGAAGUUGUUUUGUCUCUUGAACUGUCCUACUUUUGUUUUCUAUCCUCUCGAUCUGAUUAAUAUUUCUCGCAAAUGGUCGAUUUCCUUUCAACGCUCCCCGGUGAACGGCCGAAAACGAUAAAUUAUCUCGAAGUUGGCACUGGCAUGUGAACGUGAAGUUCCAAUGCAACUGCGUUCUCUGGCCGUAUGAUAGCAUUAAAUUAACCGACAAGCGUGUUCUUGAACUAAUUUAUUGUUUAUUUUCUUUCAUUUUAGGGGUUUCGCAUUUGUACAGUUUAAGGAUCCGAAACAAGCUAACGCGGUAAAGUUCCCAUUUUAUAAAUUGUUAUUAACAAGGUCAUGAAUAAUGCUGCUGCUUAUUUCCAAAUCACUUCUCAGGCAGGCAUGCGGUAAUUUUUUCCAAACAUUAAAGACAAUGAGUGAGGCGUUGCGUUGAGGGCUCGAAAGUGGCUUAACAUAUUAUUCAAACUUUUGAACAGAAGCUACAGGUUUUCGCUGCGGAUUGUUGUUUUUCGAAAAGUGUGGCGGGUUGAUAUUCUCUGUUAGUCGGGUGGCUUAUUUUUCCCAUGACUGAAAGUCAGGACAGGGUAAUAUUUUUAAGUGGCAGUCGACCAGUCACUAAGCGACAACGAAUCGUGAUUUUGUAUUGCUUCUUUGAGGCAGAUAUGAACCUUGUCAGCUAUGGUCACAAAGCCGUGACAAGCCGACCAAUCGGCUUAUUCUAACCCCUCUGGUAAUAUUGAGUUAUGAAUAUUAAGUUCUGAUGAUGCAGAUUUUUUGGAGGGCUUUUGCUACUUUUCCUUGCUUGUUACCAAGAAAUGGAAAUUGAUGUGGCCCGUGGAAUGUGAUAGCCUUGGAAAUAGGACAUUUAGAAGAAUAUCCGUAGUUUACAUUGGGGAAAGUGAUAUAAUUGGUUGCAUGACUGAAAUGAAAAACAAGGAUAAACUAACUUAUUAAUAAAUAUGAGCUGCUAGCAGUCACAAUACUUAUUUAGAGCUGAUGACGUUUACAGCAAAAACUUAUUUUACUUGCAAAACUUAUGCUUUAGUGGAAAAUUAAUGGAACAGGUGAAAUUUGUGUAUCUCAAAUUUCCAUCAGUCUCUUUAAAACAAGGAUAAAUGUAUGUAGAUAACAUCCAUUAUUAUAAUAGCCAUUAAAAUGAAAAGGAGGAAAAAAAUGUUUUACUUAUAAAGGAAGUGUUAUGAUAUUAAGCUGUUUGUGACAUUUGAGCAAUAAAUAAAAUGCAAAUGGCAGUUUUAGGAUAUAUUUUUUUUGGCUCUCGAGGUCUACUUUCCGAAGAUGAAGCUAAUUUGUGACAACUUAAUUCUGCUGAGUUGAACCUUAAAUAGUACUUCCAUAUGCAUAUUUACCCAGCUGAUAAAAGCUUUUAUUUUAUUUUUUAUACAAACAGUUGGAUCAAUAUCAAUUUCAUUAUCACAUAGCUGCAUGAAGAGGAAAAUUAUUCCAAAACUGCUGAACCUACCGAAAAAAUGGCAUCAGCUGGUUUGAACUCAAAAUAGCCUAGGACAAACUCCACUUAAACAGUAGGAAUCCCACGUCAGGAGUUAUCUUGGCCUAGAAAUUUACAAGAAUUCUUGAAAUUGCUUAAUCUUUCCCAUCUUGUCCCACCCACAUUUUGUGUUAAUUCUUGUCACGUAAAAGGUUUAAUAGUUUAUCUGCCUUCUGUCAGGUUUGCCAAAAGCAAUAUCUAAGUGUUAAUAAUGGUAGGACUUUUUUGUCACAAUUUUCUUUAAGUAAAUACGUGUCAUUUUAUUAUUGUGGGUAGUUAAAUAUGAUUGCUGCCAGUAUUGCUGAACCAGGAAGUGAAGCAAUUGCUCUCAGUAUCUGAACAAAACUUGAUUUUGUUAUGUUAAACAAGCUUUAUUUAGGAUAUGUUGUUCUUGAUAGUUUCAAGUUUAGCAUCACAAGAGCUAGAGUUCUUACAUUAAUACUGGUAGUCGCAACAACUACUCAGUGAAAUUGUCUGUUAAAUUAUAUGCAUCCAAGCUAGAUUAGCUUUUAGUUAUCUGCUAGGUGGCUUUUUAAGUACACAUGGUCAUGAAAUUUUUUUGCUUCCUUUUUUUCUGUGCGUUAUAAAUAAAUAUAAUAACAGUGUUGCUGCUGUUGCUAUUUGUUGAUAGAGUUCUCGAUAGAAUUUUAAUGAUCCUUGUGUCUUUCUCACUUUUUAAAGGCAGUUUUCCCAGAAAAUUUCUAGUUGAGUGUGAUGUUGCAAUCAUUUUAUAAUAAAAUAUUAUAUAUUUUUUAGUCUUGAUUAAUAUUGUAUCUAUUUAAGAUCCCACAGAAAGACCAGUCAAAGAUAGUUUUCUGUAGAAUUUAAAGGGGAAUUUUUCAGAAUGAGAAACAGUUUGGCUUUUACUUUAAGGAGAGUUGUUAAUGAAUUUUGGGAAUUGUUACAGAUUCAAAGCAUGACAUGAAUUGCAGGAGUUCAUGACUUUUGGCAGGAUUUUUCAGUAAAAUGCUAAAAUUAAAGCAUAUUUAAAUAUUGACUUUUAAUGUGAAAGUGCAUACAAUGUAAUUCAAAACUAGACCAUUUGCAAUAUACACAACUGAUGCAAAAAAAGUUUAGCUUUUCAAAAAGAUGAAAAUACUUUAACAAAGCCUGGCCUUUAAAUUCUCUUUAAUCCUCUUCAAUAAGAUGGUUAAUUUCUUGUUGCAGGUCGUGGAAAAAAAGUCAAAUUUUGUGGGUUUUUAGGGACAAAUUUGUGGAAAAAUAGGCCGAUUUCACGGGAAUUUCAUGGGAAAUUUCAGGGCAAACUUUGCCAUAAAGCAAUCAGUAAAAAAUGGCUGAUUUUGUGGUUAUUUUCAAGGUAAAUUUAGCUAGAAAUCGAUCGGUUUUGCCCUGAUUAGACCAGCGUUUUUAAUGUUUUUCUAACAGAGGUCAUCAUUUGCUCUUUCAACAACAAUACGCUCCAGAAAUGAACUAAUGGCAAAGCCUUUAACAUCUUGGCUAGUGCCCAGUUCUUCGCAACAUAAACUAUGCCUGGUAGUUUCAGGACGUUGUUUCCACAUUUCAUUGACGAAGUUUCAAGAUAAAUUUGCCAGUUUACAGCAAGUAUAUAACCCCAACAGCUUAAAUAAGUUUCGAAUAAUUAUAUUGUACAGACAUGUAUUUAAUAAGAUUUCUACCGAAUUUUGCGGUAUUUUGCGUGUUUUUGUGAAUUAAGCAGGAUUUACCUGAUUUUUUGGUUCCAUGACCUUGCGAAAUUUCAGAAGCACUGUUCUUGUAACUCUUAAUUAAGUGCCCAGAGCUACUGACAUCAAUCUUCUCCCAACAAUGAUAUUAUCCAUACAUCUUCAAGAGAAAAGUUUAAUGAGAAUUAACAAAAUGAUCACGAAAGGUAAAAUGCUUUGAUAUCUUAUCAAAUUCUCUCAAAACUAAUUUUUUAAGGAAAUGUAUAGAGAUCAGUAUGGAAACUUUGUAUGUGGAUCCUGGGGCUUGAAGGGUUAAUCCUGUUUUGGUCAUCAGUGUAGCGAAGUGUUGGAAUUGGUAGAGACUGUCAGGAACGCUUAUUAAGACAUACUUGGCAAAUCUCAAUACUUUCUUAUCCCUAACCUGCUGAUAUGCUUGGUAGAGACUGUCAGGAACUCUUAUGGUACUUGGCACAUUUCAAUGUUUUCUUAUCCCUAACCUGCAGGCAUGUUGGACUUGGUAGAAAUUGUCAAGAAUGCUUCUAUCAAUCGUACUUGGCACAUCUCAAUACUUUCUUAUAGUCAGAACUGUAGAGGAGUCAAGGUUCCCCUUGAUCAUAAAUUGCUCAGACAUUUUGUACAACUUUAUUGUGGAAAAAUAGAAGGGGAAUUGGUUUUAUUACUCAUGUUAUUACACUACUUCCAUUGUUAUCGUGGUUGCAUACAUGCAUGUACACUUGCUAUAUAAUUGCGGGGUUUGACAUUAGUGCCUGUGCUAUGUAAAUACAUAUGGCUUGUGUUCAAGUAAGCUGCAACAAUUCUGUGAAGUUUUUUUCUACCAGUAGUCCUGAUACUGACAAACAAAAACAACCCUUGCUGCUAAUUAGACUGUUUCGUAGCAUGAUUUCCUUGGGUGGUUUCCUUUUGAAAAUCUGUUGAUUUAUUUCCUGAAAUGAUUUUUUGAACAUCACAAUAAAGAGGAUGCAUAAACGACAAUAAGGAGGAUAUGAAUAAAAACCCUCCUAGCAGAUUUUAGAGAAAAAUGAAAAGAAAAUUGUUUAAAAUGGCAAGUUUAAUGGCCUCGGUGAAAGAGAGUCAAAAUGUACUUCCUGCAAACAACUAGGAAAUUUAACUACAUCAAUAGCACAGUUGGUUCAUUUCCUUUUUUUCAUUCUUUUUAACUAAAGGUGGGGAUGGGUUAAGGGGCGGGGGGGUAACCGAAGCAGGGCUGCACUUGAAACGAAAUGUCCCACUCUGCCACUCUGACACCAUCUUGGUCGGACAAAACAAAAGUUUGGUCGGACAUCACCAAGAAAAAUAGGUUGAACUUCAUAUCCUUAAAACUACUGAGCUAUUGCAUCCUCGCGAUCAGACCAAUACAAGGCUGUGCUGUAAGGAAACUUGAAGGAUUACAGUAAAAUUUCGCCAUGAAUGUAGGACCACCUUCAAGUCCUCCAUCUUGAAAUGAUGAGGCGUGGAGCCACUUUAAACUAUAAGGUGACUCUCGAAAAAUGUGAACAAAAAGGAACAUCUCUCUUCUUUUAAAAAUUAAAGCAUUAUGCUACCUUUGGUGUAAAACGGGGGGUUCACUAUGCUAAUGUAAAAGAAAAUUUCAUUGCCCAGGUCAAUGUUGCUUUGUGACUUUGAGAUCGUCCUAAAACACAAAGCAAGAUUUACUUAUGGUAGAUUUUUAUUCUUCCUUACCAUAAAAUGAUUUACAUGUUCCAAAAAAAUAUAUAUUCUUCCGGCAUAAUGCCCGAACACUGUUGGGAUAUCGUCGGUCACUGGCAAAUUUUGUCCGACUGUUAUUUGCAGCCCUGGGAACAGGGGGAGUAUUUAGUGAGUAAAAAUGUUGCUGGGUUAGUACAGCUGUACAAUCUGAACGUGUGUUGCCCAGAUGGCAAGUGUUCCAAAAAUUAAGUUUCCAACUGUAUUACUGUUGAAAAAAUAUUCAAAACCUUCCUAUGUUUUUUUUUCAGGUUUUGCAGCAUACAGGACCUCAUUUAUUAGAUGGAAAAACAGUAAGUUUGUGAUUUAUUAUUAUUAUUGUUGUUGGUAAACAUAAAUGUUGUUAGACUAAUAAUAUUAUUGCCCAACUCGGUAAAUCAUAUACUUACUGAAGUGCCAAUUCUUACCGAAAUGAAUCUCUAAAAGACAACUCCCAAUUGCAAAAUGCUGUAUCUAUGCUAGGCUCUGCAAAAACUGUUGUGCUUAACAUGGCGAGCCGCAAGUCUUAGCAACCAAAUUUGCCCUGCAAAAUUCUCUGAAUUCUCCGCAAGACACUUAUUGUUUUAUGCUAUUUCAGUAGCUGCCGUUGACAGUACAAAACCAUGCACUUACACUGGGUUCGAUUAACAAACUUGUUAAAAAACCAGAUGAAACUGGAUUUAUGUGUGAUUGUUGAAGCUUCGAUUUUUGAACGUUCAAAUUUGACAAGUGUUCGAUUUCCAAAUGCUUGGUUGUGUUUGAUUGGCAAAAGUUUUGGGUGAUUGUGAUUAUGUUUGAUAACCGAACCCAGUUGAGGUCAAUCGAAUGAUUGGAGUUCGAUUGAGUUCGAUUACCGAAUGUUUGACUGACUAGGCCAAAGUCAACAAGGUGGACAUACACCGUACCAUUUCUGAUUAGCAAGAACCAACUCCAGCCAUUUCUGGUUUGUUUAAGAAAUGUGUCUCCAUUAUAGAAGUGUCUGAAGCAAGUUAGGUACCUACACGUAGAAAACUUAACACUGUAUAUUCUUAUUGUUUUAGGUUGAUCCUAAGCCAGCAGCACCUAUAAACAAAGUAAGUUGUUUUGUUGUAUUUACCUGUAAAGAAUACAUUGCUUCAUUACCAGUGACACUUGUAGUUUUUUCGUUGGAUAAAUAAGAAAGUACUUGACUUUGUCUCAAAUUCUCCGACUUUCUUGAAAGGAGAGACUGUGUGUUAGUACAUGAAGUGUAUUAUCGUUUUAAAGUUGUACUACAUGAAGGGCAGUGUACUGCUGACCAUAAACCUGAGCCUGCAAUAGAGCUUUGGUGUGAAUAACAAUUUCCAAUUAACUAAUGAUGGGUAAGGCUAAAACAAGCAUCUCAGAGGAGAGAUUAGUCUGAGAAAAAGCCAGCCUCUUUUUCAGUGAUUUGUAGGUGAGACAAAGUGCUCCAGAAAAAAUAUAUAUGAAAGCUUGGAUUAUCUUUUAGCUGGUAUGGAGUGCUUAUUGUAAUUUGGUUUUUCUCUCUGAAGCAGAUUGUUGUAAUAAUUACAGUGUUCACUUAUGUUGUCUUCCUAUGUUUCAGCCACCUCAUUUAAGAGUAAAGAAAAUAUUUGUGGGAGGUCUUAAACCAGAAACUUCAGACCAGCAAAUUAGAGAAUACUUUGGCUCAAAAUAUGCACCGGUAGGUUUUGAUAAUAGUAAGCAAUUUUGUGGUCAUUAUUUAUCAUCGGAUAAUAAGUACUAGUGAUCCAGGGGGUGCAGAUUCACUUGGUGGUUCCAGGGUUCUCCUUAAGUGCUGGCAGCUAGCAAUAUAAUAGGCUAUUUGAAGGUUUGAGUCAUCUACUUUUUGGGGAAAUAGGGAGAAGAGAGAGAGUAAAAGACUGAAAUUGCCCACAGCACCCAAUUUCCAAGCCGAUUACUUUUACAUCCUAGCUGUACACUUUAAAACUUAAAGACAAUCCUGUGGUUCUUUAUUUUUGUCUUCCUAUAAUUUUCUAAUCUUAAUCAAUUUGGAAUUUGAUAAUGUUGGUUUUACUUCGGAGGACAGCUGGGGAAAACUGGAUUAAAUGAAGAAUACUUCUCAGGGCAUGGAGAAGAACCAGCCACAAACUUAAUGCUCCAUGGCUUAUAAAAAUUUAUUCAAACAAGUCUUCAACUAGGGCAAAUAUUAUUGUGCUUCUACACUUAUGUGUAUUCUUGCUAAAGCACAGCCUCGGGGUGGUGGGGUUGGAGUAAAUCAUUAUCAGCAAAGGCUGCACAAAAAUGAUUACAUGCAGGAAUUAUCCUGGAUAAUUGCACGUUACCUCCAAGUAUAAAUCGUGUUAUGGUUAUUUACAGUUAUGUGAGCAUGCUACAUUGUACAUGUACUUUAUUAUUACAGUUUGUAUUGUUUGUUUGUGUGUGUUUUUUCUACAACCUAAUUUUUUAUUCCUUUUGCACUUUAUCCAGGUGAAAGAUAUAGAAUAUGUCCAGGAGCACUCAACAAACAAAAGAAGAGGUUAUUAUAACCUACUGCCUUGACAAUAAUGACAAUAAUGUUAUAGUUCACCCUGAUGAAUAGUGUAUUUAUCAGAUUAUGUUUUUCUAGUCAAAAGAACUUUUGCAAAAAAGGGGUAAUUGUGGCCAGCGGUAUGCUGCAUAACAUGAAGGUGAAGUGUGACCUGUUGCAUCAGUAAAACUAGCAUGGCCCUUUCGUCAAAAAAAUAUUAUUUUUCUUGAUGCAAGAAUUGUAAAGUCAUACUUCAUUUUGUCUUCUACUUUAGUCAUCUUUGUGCUAUACGACCUAAAGGCAAAGUGUCGCUUAAUGUGUCAGUUGAAUAAGUGUCACCUUGUGUGUUGAACAUUUUUCUUCCAUGCAAGAAAUCACGCUGUAGUUUCUUUGACAAAACAGGUUUUGUUUCAUACUUGUGUAUGACAUACAGUGAGCAAGCUCAUAAAAUCGCAAGUGGACAACAGAUAUAAAUAACAAAAAAAUGUAAACACGUACUCUCUCUAGAAAGCUGUUAAUUUUAUGUUUUUAUGUUUUAUGGGUUUUUUUAUGUUUUUGUGUUACUGAGCCUUGAGUAUGAUCUGUAUAGUUUCUUUUCACAGUUGUUUUCUGUAACAUUAGUGUCCAAUGUAGAAUGGCUGAUAAAAAAGAGUUCAACUUUCUUGCAGGGUUCUGUUUUGUUUCCUUUGACUCUGAAGACACUGUAGAUAAGAUUUGUGACUUACAAUUCCAUCAUAUUGAUGGCAACAAGGUAAGGAAUUCAACAUCACCCAAGUUUUUUUGUUAUAAUCUGUGAAGGGGUGGGGUGGGGUUGGAGGCAGCCUUCAGUAAGAGAUGUAAAAAUAGUGUCUUCAAUUAGCAGUCCAGCCCAUCUGAUAGGGUGCGAUAAAAAAUCGGAAAUUGGGCAAUAUUUUCAGGGUAGAUUGUGCGAUAAGAUAGGACUAUGAUGCGAUAAAUUAUGCAAUUUUUUCAGGGCUAAUUAACAUUGUUUCACCAGGAUUCAAAGGAGAAAAAUCACUUUAAUGUUGUUUAACAGGCAAUUUGAAUGUAAACGAAUGAUAAAACAUCUGUUUUAAAACAAAAUAGUUAAAUUUGUCUAAUUAUCUUGACCCGGAAAGGAAAACAAAUAGAAAGGAAUAAAAAGGACACUUGUUUAAUAUUACAUGACGCCGUUACACUGCUAACCACACUGCUUGUCUUUGAAAUCAAAAUGGCUGCCCAGUUACCAUCAUCGAAGGUUUCAGAUGUCUUGCAAGGCUUUCUUUAGUGGUAAAUCACCUUAAAUAACAUUACGAUUUGGAAAAUGUUUGAUUAGAGUUAGAAUUUAUUGUUUACUUUUCCUGAAUUUAGCAUUCUUUUUAUGAAUUAUGCGAUUUUCCUCAAAUUGUGUGAUCAGAUGCGAUUUAAGGUCAAUUGUGCAAAAUCGCACCAUUGUGUAAUAUCAGAUGUCUUGUUAGCACUGCUUUAGUGCUUAACACAUUGACACAAAUAAAGUGCAUUUCUUGCAGGUUGAAGUUAAAAGAGCUCUUCCCAAGGAGGUACAGCAACAACAGGCAGCGCUGAGAGCUGCUGUAGCAGGAAGAGGCAUGCUCCCAGCUGCUAUUGGUGAGCUGACCAUAAUAUUCAUCAUGCAUGCGCUGACAGAAUUUAAAAAACUGUUUAUGCAAUUCUUCAGUAGAAGUGCAAAUACAAUAAUAUUACCUUUUUUCUUUGAAAUGAUUGAGCAGCCGCUACAGCUUUUGGAGUGGUACCUGGAAGAGGAAGAGCAGCCACAACAAGUUUAACAAGAGGUAAAUGCACUCGACUGUACUGCAGUACAGUAAAAACAGUCUUAAGACCCUAUUAUAAUAAUUAAAUUUUAUUGUCAUAUUUCUCAGCUGCUCCCUUAGUGCUUUGUUGUACGAGUUUCUACUCGGGCCUUCCUGGAGUGGAGUGGCUUGGUGUUUAGGGUGCCAGACUUGUAGUUCAAAGGAGUUCAAGUCCUGCCUUAAUCACCAGCUGGAUAAAAGGUCUCGCUAGUCCAGAGGUCAAAUCCUUGUUCACCUCCCACAAGUUGGGAUUUUAAACCUUGUUAAGAUCCAUUUAAAUUAUUUGUUUCAUUAUCCUUAAAUAGCCCUGUGCAAACCGGCACAACAUUGUUGGCCAACAACUUCCAACAUUUUUGGAUGUUACAUGUUGUGUCCAUUUGCGCACACUGUUGCAUGUUAUUGUGUGUUGUUAGGAGUUGUUGUGCAAAGUUUGAAAUCGCUCAAAUGCUUAGCAAUGUGCACACGGAUGUGACCAUUCCCAACGUUGCUGGGCCUCCCAACAAUGUUGGGAGUUGUUGCGUCGUUUGCACAUAGCUUUAGGGUGUAUUUUUUUGCAAGAAAUUUUGCAUUUUGUGCAAGCCUGAAGUUAGGUCUAGCUGAAAAUAUUUAUUAUAACUCUUCUUACGCUGUCUGUUUAUGGUGGUACAUUUGAGGGGUUCAAUAAUCCCACCCUAUUUACUCUUUUUUAGAAGUUUCCUUCUCCCUCCUCCCAUAUUUCCAAAAUCUCUGCUGUAAUUUAAUGUAAGAUCUUGGUUAGCCUGUUCCAUGCAUUCAGAUAGUGGAGUGGGGUGUAAAGCGAAAAGAGUGAGGGAUGGAUUAGGGGCAAGAGCAAAGAAACGCCUGCAGUACUUUUUAACAAGGGCUUUUUCUGGUGUGCCAGAUACUGUUAUACCCUGUGAUUGGUUCAUUUUUUGGUUUAUUGCCUUGCUGCCUACUUUUUAAAAUUAAUGCAAUUCAGCAAACAGUGCAGUCUGUCACCCGUUGCUUGAUUGACAGCUUUGAAGACCCGUUCACCUACAGCUGUGUAAAGGUGGGAUUUAACUAGCCAACAAAGUGGGCAGAAUGACCUUUUGAAAACUAAUCCUAGAUGUUCCCUCCAUGCUCCUUUUCCCUCUAAUUCUCCACUAUCUAAACGCCUGGCCUGGCUAGAUCUUGAUUGUAAAAGUCUUUCACACUGGUUCUCGACAGGAGCCGGAGCAGCCGGGCUGAGCCUCACCUACAACCCAACGUACGCUGCAGCCCUUUAUGGCGCAGCAUUUGGCGCCGCAUCAGGAGCUUAUGACCCAGCUUUGUAUCCAACAGCCUAUGCUGGUCUGCCUGGUUACCCAGGCUACUCCCCAGGGACAUUUGCUGCCGCAGCCUCUGAGUAUCCCGGUGGAGGAUAUCCAUACCCCUAUGGUGCUGCUGGCAGAGAUAUUCGCUAUCAAGGUAUGCCAGGAUUGCAGAGUAAGGAAGUUCUGAAUGCAUAGUGAGGGCAAAAGAAUACGACAGACUUUCUGUUUCAUGGUCAUUGCCUUCAUUAUUGCUUUGGAUAAUUAUUGAUUGAUUGGAAAGAAGAACUUAAGAAUAUUUUCUGAGAGUUUUUAACGAAGAAAGAACAUACAUUUUAUUUGAAUGAGUACAUGUAUUUUUUAAUUCGUGCUGUGACGCUCUUGAAGGAGUCGAUCAAGAAGAAGAAUUGAAAAUCUUUAUACGAAAACAGCAUACUUGGUCCACCAUCAUUUCUUUCAAUUAUUUCUGCAUGUAUUUAUACGAGAAAAAAAGACAGAAGAAGAUUAUAUUUUUUGAGGUUUAAUUAUUAAAUAUUAUUCUCUCUGGGACAUGCUUCUGGAUAGUAACUUGAUUGAUUUACUGUUGGUCAAAAUGAAAACAUUCGAAUCAGGAAUUUUUUGCGAAAUAUUAUUGUCAUAAAUAAAUGAUUAAUGGAUUUUUCUUGUUGUUCCUUGAAAAAGCACCAAAAUCUCGUGAGAAUCACAAGGGCUCUUUACUGAUUACAAUGGUUUAUUCUUUCAUGUCUCCAUCCAAGAAAUGUCCCAGAAAAUUACAAAUUGUACUUUUACAUAAACAACACAGUCAAGCAAACAGCGCAAAGCUGCUGUCACAAUGGUUGAACCUCAUAGAAAGUAGCACUUUCAACAAAGACAAGUUAUAUUUUAUAGAAAGUGGAUUAGGAUAUGAUUGUUCACAGCAAUAUUUUGAUUUGUAUCAAAUGCAGCACGAUUUCGUAGCUUGUUAUUGUAGUUAUAAUAAUGUCCACGUUAGAGAUGUAGGUUCCGUAUAUUUGAAGAUUAUCAUAUUAUCAGUCAGGUUUAUUUGUGAUUUUCAUGAAUCAUUUUCUGCCUUUUAUGCAUUGGUUUUGGUUGAUAAUGCUCUGGUCAUAAUAUUAUUGUCUGGUAGCUAGGAUGGUAUGAUAACCUCUUAAGCCCCAAUGUCAUCAUACAUUAUUCUCAUCAAUAUUCUAUCAAUAGCUGAAAGAAAAUGUUUAUGUGUUAAAUGUCAUCAUAUAUGGGUUAUUGUUGCCCGCACAAUGAUAAUUUAUUAUAGUGCUCACUAAAUCAGGACGAUAAAAUCCACACUCGGUAGAUUGAAAGGCCAGGAAGUCAGUUUUGAAGCACGGUUUGGCCUGGAAACUCUUAUCAGAGUAAUAAGGACGCCAUAAAUUGAAUCCAUUUGUUUCGGUCUAUCCAAUCUAAAGCUAUCUUGGCCUUUUAUAAUGGGCCCUGUGAGUAGACUGCAAGUUUUCCCUUAUUUUUCUCAUGUCAUUAAACUUGUCUUCUGCGAGGAGUUGCAAAGUGCCUUCUUCAAAUUCAUUCAGUGUCCUUGUGAGAAUGUCUUUUCCUCACUCGCAUGAAUUUGCUCGCUCUGCCUUCUCUGAAAUUUAUAAAUAAAAGUCCUGAACACUACCUGUACUUUUAAACCAAAAGCGAUAACUGUUAUUGCAAGUAUGAUAUUCAGUCAAUUAGCCAGAACAUAUUGUUGUUUCUUUAGUGUUUUGACAAGGUCACCCAGCGGCUUCUGUAAGAUUCACAUGCAGGUGACAUGAAGAGAGAAUUUGUAUUUUGAUUGUUGGGGCUUUGUGGUUAUAAGCAUGAUGUAAUCAAAGUUAAGAGCAAGUUACCAUGUUAUAAAACUAACCUCAACCGUUACAGUUUUGUAGAGCAUGAUUCCUGCCUGUUGAACAAAUCAAGUUUAGAGCAUUAUGUAAAAAACUGCUCUCAAGGGUAACUCUUUUCCUCCCAACUUCAGUUAUAAAUUUUUGCCAGGCCGGCAGUACAGUGCUUUAGCAGCAACCAUGCCCAGUGGCUCGUACCGGCAGCUAACCCUUUUGCCACAGGCGACAAAAACAUCAUAGCUCCCGCACAAAACUUAUAAUAACUUGAUGCUGGUUGAAUGUCGUAGGCAUAGAGAUUUUGGUGCCCUCGCCAGUUUUCCUGAAACCCCGGCCGAUUUAUAACUCGACAUUUUGAACUUUUGAUAAGUCUCAAAUCUUGUUAAUUGUGUGUAUUCAAACGACAAUUAAACCCUGUCAAAUGAUAACAUCAUUGGAUAAUUUUGUAUUAUUAUUAUUGUUACCGAAUGAAAUUUAGGGUUUCUUAACCUCUGUGAGUUAAAUAGUUCACUCUUGAGGGCAGGUUUUGGUAGAAAUUAAUGAGGUCAGCUGUGUUCUCAACACUGGAUUGACAUGCUACAAGAUUUCACAACUUCUGGAUUUGCUGUGGUUUGAUUGAAGCACCUGUACCAUCGAUAAGCUGACCGUUAUCUUAGCUGUUUAUUAAUACGCACAAAGGGCACAAGUUCUCACCCUGCGAGCACAGUUUCCUUUUCGUCUUCUUGGUCAAGGAGAAGAAAAGGAGGUUUUGCCUGAAUAUCGCAUCAAACCUUUCGAGGUCGCUGCAGCCCAAACUUUUUGACUAUUCAAUCUUGUUUUCUCUCGUCAAACUGUUUUUUUUUUUUUCUUGAAGUGCGCGCAUUUGUUUAUUGAUAAACCAAUGGUCAUAACCGAGCCUGCUGUAGCGGAAGCCGCUCGUUUCGAUACAAACUCAAGCUGUGAAAAUGUACAAAAAUUUUGGUCACUUUAAGUAUAUUUUGCGAGUGAACAAGAAUACAUUUUAGGUGAAUAUCUUCGUUCUUUAAGCCCAGUACGUGGAACUACAUGUAUUUACACCUCGAAUGAAUAAACUUGUAUAGGAACAACUUUGUAACGAAACGAUCGGUAACCGCUGUAGCAAGCGUACAGGUAUUAGGCUGCUGGGUUCAAAACUAUAUCCUAGCAACAUGCCGCUUGAGUUCGCCAAAAUCGAGCAAGAAAAAGAAAGACUCUGCUGCCAGGGUGACAAGCUUGUUAACUGAAGGUGAAAUUUUUAGAAAGCAGCAGUAGCAGCAGCAGCUCUGAAUGUUGUUGUAAAUUAAUUAUACACAGCCAAACAAGACCCCAAGUUGCCGAGGGUUGAAAGGUAGCCUCUGGCGGGCCAGACUGGCCAGACUAACGUCAGCUGGGCAUUAACGCGGAAGACAAGUGUGACCAAGAUGCUGGUGUUAUUCUUGCGUGCGUGACGAAAUUGAACAGGAGGGAUCAACACAGUGCCGCUUAAGAUGUUUGAGUAGUUGCAAAUUUAGUUAGAGCACAUCAGGUCGUCUAAAGUCCAAAGCAUUUCCUUUGCCCCGUGUAAGGUAAUCAAAGACAGUCUUGGAUUCUCGAUUCCAUGCCUUCCGGACUCCAGCUACUGGAUUCCGGAUUGCCUACCAGUGAAUCUUGGAUUUCGGAUUCCAAUUGUUAGCUGGAUUCCGGAUUCAUUGAACUGGGUUCCAGAUUCCAAAGCCCAGGAUUUCAAAUUCCACAAGUACAAAUUUCCCGGAUUUCAGAUUCCGAAUUGCCGUACAGUGGGCGAUUUUCAUGCACUGAACUGAAACAAGAAUGAAAGAGUUUGUGGCAACCUCUGUCAGCAGCCUUUUACUUUCUUCUCUGUGUACAGUACAUUUUUUUUUUCUCUUGACAAGCCAUUGACACAGUUUAUUCACGGUUUACAACCAUCAGAUUCCACCUUGUUUCGUGACUUGUGCUUCACUUAAAACUGCAAAUCCAGAGGUUGUGAAACAAAAUGCGAUGCCGUCAACAUUAAAAUAAUGGUAAACUGCCAGCUGUUAGUAUAACUCAAGUUGUUUCACAUCAUGUGGUCCACCAAGAAUUGAAAAUGUCAGUUAUCCAUUCGUUGUGUACAUAGACUGCACGUCAGCAUUCGUUGAUCAACUCAGGCUCUUGGAACUAGAAUCCUUCUAUUGCCAACACCGAGCAACAUUGCAACUCUCAUUCAUGGUUCUGGUACAUAAUUAUCAUAAUUAUCAAAACUCAGGAGAACUCUGAUAACCGCUUAGGUCUCAGAAUGCUUAAUUAUGAUAAGGAGCAUUUUAAAUCAAGAAGUUGUCAUGUUGAAAGCUUAAUCGUAGGGACCCAACAAUAGACAAUGGUAGAAUAUAAAACAGAGAAGGAAACUUUCUGAGUUCUGAAUAGAAUUAGAACUUGUGUUUAACAGAUGAAAACCCCGAUCUUUGCGUUCAGAAGACGUUUCAUAGGUUUUUGUAGAGUGACUUUCGGAGUGCCGUACUCAGUUGUACAUCUCCGUGAGUUUUGCAAGUUACAUGUCAGACAUUGUAGUACUGGAUUUCAUGAGCAGCAUUAUUGACUUUUGUUGGAAAUGGAAGGAUGGCUAGAAAGAGGGCAUUAUCUAUCGUAUAUAACAAAUCUUGCAAAGCAAGAGAAAGUUCUGUGCUGAGUCGCGCACAGUUUUCUUAUUUGUAUUUUUGAAGAUGUUCAAAUUUAUUAGACAGUGUACAUUUUUUGUCUUUUGUGUUCAUAUAGAUGUUUAUGAUACGUUUUUUUUCCUUUCCAAUUAUAUCUUGUAUAUUGAGUUUUGCGAAAGAUCGAAAGGUGUUAAGAGAUUUUGAGAAUUUGAUACAGAAAACAAAAGCUAUUGAAAAUUCGGAAGAUAUUUUUGAACAUACGUUAAGGAAAGCUUAGACGCAUGGCCUUCUUACGACUCGUGGUGCAACAGCUAUUUUUCAUUGCACCGAGUAUUUUUCUGUGAAGUUUCUCGUGUUUAAGCUUAUUUAGUUCACUGGAUAUCUUUGUGGUUGUUUUUGUUCCAGCAAUACUUUGCGAACCUUUUCUCUACGUCCGACGAAAUCACAAAGGCUGUUUGAGAAAUUAAGAACAGGAUGGGUAAUUAGAUACUGUAUGUACUCCAAUAAGCGCCGCGGCUUUUAUUUGAGGGCGGCGUUUAUCGAACUACGAUAUUUUUUAUUGUGAUUUUAUCAGGACUGCGGCGCUUAUUCAAGUAAAUACGGUAUACCAACUGGUUUACUCACUAAAUUCUUGUAAUUUCCUUUCUCUGCUCUGUCGUCACAACGUAGUUGCUCAACGUGUUUUCGUUACUCAAAGCAUUGCUGGGAACUUUGACAGUGCACUAUUUUAGUGCAUGAAAAAGGCAGCUAUAUAAGAAUAACAACAGACAAAAAUGAGCUCUGUUUGACGUCGCCUAAAUCGAAUGAGUCUUUAGAUGGCCUGAAGAAAGAGUAGAACAGGCAGAAGGGGGGAGGGGGAGGGUGGUUAGAUGUAAGAAGUAAAAAGAAAACCAAAGUUGUGGGUUUCUUGUCUGACUGAAACACUUUACUUGUAGAAGGACAUUUUUUAGUUAACAAUAGUUAACUGUGUCAUAAUUUAACCAGUCAUAUAAGGUGUUGGGAAUUUUCCAAGAAAAGGAUAACUCCUUUUUAUAAUUUCUGUUUCAAAAUGAUCAUUAUUAAAUGAAGGUAACAUAUUGACCAUAUGAAAGGUGAUUAAGGUUUCAUCGCCGAAAUGCUUUACGCCCAUAGGGUAUUAAUGAAAUUGAUAAUCAGAAUCAGAAACUGAAACAGAACUCUGUUUAGUGUUCAUCUACUCUGGCAUUUGCUCAGUAGAACACGUUACUUAGAAUGAUUUAACGCGAUUAAACAUAAAUCAUAAGGAAAACUCGUUCUCUGCCCAGAAUAAUUUAGUUUAGUUUACUUGUAAUGGUUAACAUACUUAAAGCCACACUGCUUACUUUUAUAUUGCUUCUCUCAAAUAUGGUAUAAUUGUUAAUUUAGCGCAACGUCCUACGUUGGAGAGGGCAACUCGAAGAAUCUUAAAUAAUUGAUAGCUUAGUUUCUUAGUGGUUGGGUAGUGUUAGAGUGCCACGGCGCUUUUAAUCUCCAGCUUUGAUUUGAUGUUAUUAGCAUUUGAUGUAAGCUAUUGACAAACAUAAUGUGUUAGUGAAUCAGGUAAUUGCAUUAUAAAUUUAAGUUGAUUAGUUGUUGUACACAUAAAUUCCAAGGGUAAUUUUAAUAAGUAUGAAUUUGCGCAAAUAUUGUUCUAGUCUCGAUUAUUUGUAAGCUGUAGCUAUUUUGAGGGGAGUGUCUUGGAGAGAGACUUGUCAUUAAAUGUAAAUGUAGUUUAAACGUAGGUUUAAGGCCCUAGCUAUUUAUUGUAACAGUUACAGCCCUUGUUAGUGUUGCUGCGUCAUACUAGGGCAGCGGGUUCUACUAAGUCGCUGACCCUUGAUCACGUGACAGAUGCAAGUGAUUUCAUUGGCUCCUCAAUCCUCCAGCAGAGAAGGAGCGUGGUGACCAGAGAUGACGAUGGUGGCUCC